Hyaloperonospora brassicae is the source of this 1176-nucleotide messenger RNA. NCBI's taxonomy places the organism in Eukaryota, Oomycota, Peronosporomycetes, Peronosporales, Peronosporaceae. The record is from the annotation of a GenBank genome assembly.
AUGAACGCGUGUGUGGUCGCGAUAGCGGCGACGCCUCUACUGGCCGUCGCGACGGCGUACGUAGUGCUGUCGCUGGCCAUUGGCAUUCGGUCGCAGCGGCUGCGCGCGCUGUUGCUCCACGUCGUCGCUCGUUGCCGAGGGGUCCGCCUCCAGUGGGUCACCGAUCCGACUGUGGCUCUGCAGGUGCUCAGGUCCAGUGGCGACAAGGGCGACCUGAUCGAGACGCUGCUGUCGGCUCCGGCCUGGCGCCCCAUUGUGUCGCUCGAAGCGGUGAACGGCGACCAGUGGCAGCGCAUGCGGGUGCGCUUUGCACAACUGAUCAAAGCACUGCCACCGCUGGCGAAGCUCACGACGAUUGUCGAAGCGCACAGUCGCGCGCUGCUGCACGCCGGGGGACUCGUUGAUGCACGAAACGUGACGGCGCUCUCGGUCGCGAGUUUCUUCGAGUGGGUAUUUGAACGGGAAAUGGACCACGAGGCGCUGCCAGCCGUGUGCCAAGCGACGUGGGAGUGGCGGAAGCAGCUCGCGCUCAAAGGAGUGGCUGAUGAGCGGGUGAAGCAGCGGCUGCUCGAGUGGUUCGAGGCGGAGAUCCGACGCACGCCAAAGCUGUACGAGCUGUUUGGCGAGCAGUGGGUUACGCCCGAGUGCUACUCGCUCAUUCUCCAGCCCUUUGUGAUCUCACCUGCCAUCAACCUGACUGACAUUGCGGUAGCAGUCAAACUGUGGACGAAGACAGCGCCUGUGACCGAGUCGAUCACACCCGAGAUCAUUCGGCAGUGCGUGUGCAGUGCACAUCCGUUCCCCGUUAUCGAGCGCUACUUUCCCAACGGUGACGUUGCAAUAGGCGUUGCCCCGAACACGCAUGUCCUCAUUCCGCUGGAUGAGAUGGCGGGUGCUGCUUUUGCGGCUGGUGUGGAUUUAUCCUUUGGUGCAGGUGCUCGCAUCUGCGCAGGCCGUCACGUGGCAAUGAAAGCUAUGACGGGACUGUUUACUGAUUCUCUCGUGCGCUCGGAUCGGUUUCAACCUGAGCUAGGUCACAAGUACUCGGGUCGCCACAAUGAUGGGAAGGAAACAAUGUCUGAAACGAUUUACCAGCUGCAGUUUGCAGUGCGAAUUGUUGGGUCAGCGGUUGUCCAUCGCCUCGCCAGAUUGUGUAAGAAGUGGGAAAGCAGGUAG